This is a messenger RNA of Cyprinus carpio (common carp), 3651 nucleotides long. RefSeq names its product ribosome-binding protein 1-like. The record is from RefSeq and is a predicted model, not a curated record. Gene Ontology annotation, biological process: protein transport. NCBI's taxonomy places the organism in Eukaryota, Metazoa, Chordata, Actinopteri, Cypriniformes, Cyprinidae. Gene Ontology annotation, cellular component: endoplasmic reticulum membrane. The transcript is spliced from 27 exons. The coding region runs from base 183 to 3263 and encodes 1026 amino acids.
GAGCGUUGAUUGACAGGCGCUCAUCCAAUCAGAGGUAAGCAUCAGAUCGCGUAUCAGCUUCACAGGCGGGCGCUGCGCAAAAAGUGCCACGACUCCAAUAGUCUGUAAAAGUCAGCGGCGAUUCUUAAUCACUGUUAGUUGGACUGCAGGAUCAGGAUUAGGAGGGAAAGGACUGAGCAAAGAUGGAUGUGUACGACCCUCAAACUCUGGGAAUUGUGGUGUUUGGUGGCUUCAUGGUGUUCUCUGCCAUUGGCAUUACGCUUGUGUCAACUUUUUCCAUGAAGGAGACAUCAUAUGAGGAAGCCUUGGCCAAACAGAGGCAAGACUCGGACAAGAUCCAACCCCAGCGUUCUGACAAAAAGAAAAAGGCAUCUGAAAAGAAAAACAAGGCCAAGAAGAAGGAGGAGAAGCCAAAUGGGAACAUUUCAGAACCUGAGCCUGAGCCUAUCCCCGAACCUGUGGUUGAGAACAGUGAGCCCAAAGCAGCACCCCAUGUUGAACCAGAACCAGAACCGGAACCCCAACCUGAGCCUGUGAUUGUUUCUGAACCUGAAGUUAAACCCAAGCCAGUUGUACCUGAACCAGCUCCUAAGAUUGUUGAGUGUGCUGUCCCUCCCACUGUAAAUGCUGUGGUGGCCACACUUGCUCCUUCCCCCAAGGAGAAGAAAAAGAAGAAGUUGGCCAAGGUGGAACCAGCCCCAGUCAAACCUGUAGAGGUCCCAGAAGUUGUAGUUAAGGUGGAACCAGUAGUUGCAGAGGUGGCAGCGAAAGCAGCUGUUCCCCCUGAGGUUGCUGCUCCCUCUAAAGCUGAAGAAUUAAAAACUGAAGCUCCAACCAAGAAGAAGUCUAAGAAGAAGGCUGAGCCAGUGGUUUCUGUGGAAACGGUCAAUGCCCCCCAGCCGUCACCAUAUAAAACUAUGGUUUCCAUUCUGACUAGUUCAUCAUUCAACGAGUCAGAGAUACAGAAACUCUUUGAGAUCAUCAGCAAGAAAGCAGGAAAGGACUCCUGGCAGCUGGCAUCUCAGAAGGGUGACCCAUUGGCGGCAUUGAAGAAGCAGCUAGAGGAGAAGGAAAAGCAGCUGACCGCUGAACAGGGCAACGUAGCUGCAGCCAAGACCCGUGUCAGAGAGCUAACCAAGGAGCUGAGUUCUGCAAAGAGCAAGAUGACAUCCGUAGAAACCCAUAUGAGCUCUGAGUUGAGCGCCCGUGGCCAGGAGAUUUCUGCUCUACAGGCUCGUAUGCAGGAUUCCAACCAGGAGCAUGUCAAGGAGACACAACAGCUCAACAGCAAGAUCCAAAGCCUGCAAGAGCAGUUGGAGAAUGGACCGAAUGCUCAGCUGGCCCGUCUGCAACAGGAGAACUCCAUUCUCAGAGAUGCCCUCAAUCAAGCCACUAGCCAGGCCGAAAGCAGAAUGCAGAGUUUGGCAAAGUUGCGUCAGGACUGUGUGCAUCUCAACCGAGAGCUGAAGGAGCGCACGGCCGCUCAGCAUGCUGAAGAAGAGCACAGGAAGACUCUGCAAAACAGAUGGCCGGCUGCCGAAGAACAGCUAGCACAAACAAAAGUGUCCCAUGUGGAUGCAGAGCAGGCUCUGCAGAAGAAGUUGGAUCGCGUCAGUGAGGAACUCCGUGAGGCUCAGCAUGGCAGCACCACCCUUCAGGCACAAGCAGAUGCAGCAAAAGAGCAAGCCAAGACCCUCACCGAACUCCAGGAGCGUAUGUGUGCUACAGAGACAGAGCUGAAAGACAGAUGUGAAGAGCUGGAGAUACUGAGAGCACAACUGUCUCAGGAAAAGCCCUCUGUGGAGACGGAAGCAGCAGUACAGGCAGAGGUCCAGAAGGAGGUUGAACAUUUAAGGAGCAGUCUGAAAGAGAAGGAGGACCAGCUGACAUCACUGGAGGCAGAGCUUCAUCAGCUGAGGGAGGAGCUUGACACUGUAAAGAGAACUCAGGCUGAGGAAUCUCUGAAUAGGGUAAAUGAGGCCAACACAGAACGGAGGGAAUACACCGCAGAGAUCAACCAGCUUAAAACUAGUCUGAAAGAAAAAGAGGAUUUGGUGGCAGCCCUACAGGCUCAGCUGGAAAAGAUGGAAAGUGCUUAUACCAUUGAAGCAGAGCCACCGUUUGAAAAUCUGGAGAGGGAUGCGCGCAUGAUCUCACUGGAGGAGGAACUUCAACAGCUUAAAGAAGAGAUGGAGAGAAUGAAGGCCAAGAGCAAUGAGCUGCGUGAGAAGAACUAUGCUGCGAUGGAGGCUUUGGCUUCUGCUGAGAGGCUGAGUGAAGAAAGACUGAGCCAAGCCAAGGCUACACAGAGUGAAAUUGAGCAGCAGCUGAGCUCUUUUCAGACAGACACCAGAGAUGCCUUCCAGAAACUCUUCCCUCACAUCAGCAUAGAAACACAUCAGUCAAACUGGCUGGAAGCUUUCACACAUGAAGCACAGAAGACCCUGGCACACAGCCCAGCAGAACAGCAGCACACAGAGUCUAGCUCAGAUUUGACGGAUUUGCAGCAGAAGCUCGCCCUGUCAGAGGAGAGCCAGAGGUCACUUCAGGCCGAGUGUGAACAGUACAGAACAACUCUCAGUGAAACGGAGAGCAUGCUGAAAGUUCUGCAGAAGAGUGUGGAGGACGGUGAGCUUAUAUGGAAUUCAAAGAUUUCAGAUGCUGAGCAGCAAAAACAGGCGGCCCUGGAUCAGGUGAAGGUCCUAGAGGAGACGAUAGAGAAGAUAAAUGCAGAAACACAAGACACGGAUCAGCUGAAGGGGCAGGUGAUGCUUCUGGAAGCACAGCUGGAGAAACAACUGGAGUCCAUAACCAUCAGUCAAAUGUAUGCAGAAGAGAUGUCUCAGCUGAAGGCGUUGCUGUCAGAAACUCAGGUCCAGCUGGUAUCAGCCAAAGCGGAGGCUCAGGAACAGAAAGCAGAACUUUCACUGGUGAACUCACAGCUGGAGGAGGAAACAAAUAAAGUGCAGACAGAAGAGGACAUUCGACAACAGGUUGCAAACAACUACGAACAGGCUCAGAAGUGCAUCAGGGAUCUCGAGGCUCAGUUAGAAAAGCUGCAAGCUGCUGGAGAAGGACCGACUGCAGAACUAAAGGAGAGACUGGAGAAAGAGAAGAAACUGACACGAGACCUCGGCCAGGCAGCCACUAAACUUCAACAGCUCCUGAAAAGCACUCAGGAAGAGCUGGACAAAGAGACCGAGACCGUGAAGAACCUGCAGGAACAGGAAGCUGAAGAGUCUAAAGAAGGGACGUCUGUUUGAGAGAAUAAACCCAACAACCCAAGUGCCUUAAUUGUUCUUAUGCAUGAUUUACUUUUGUAUUCUCUGCUACUGUAGCAAAUAUGCUGACUGUUAUUAGCCAGUGAGGAUUGUUAAGGGAGGAAGCAUAAAAAUAUACUUUGUAAAUUCUGAUCUUUAGUUUAUUGAACACAUCCCCUGAAGUUAUCACAAAACCGCUCAGUGUUAAAAGGGAGCAGUCCUCGAGUGAAAGGUACAUGAUGCUCUUUUUAUCUUUUGUUUGCAUGUUCUCAUGAGGGUCAAUGAAAGGAACAUUUCACGAUGCAGCAAUGCAAUACAAGCUACUACACUUUUGUAGUCGGCUGGUAACAAAUGUGACGAUAAUGAUAUAAUAAUAAACUAUGUACUUGAA